AAGAUAAAGUUAGGAAUCUGCUGUAAGAGUAAGUGUGUGCAAGGAGAAACGUGUAUUGUUGACUUCAAGAAACCACAGUUGUAGACCAAUAAUUUAUCAUACUAUUGAAUAUUCUUUUAUUUUGGGGGUUUAUCUAGUGCACACUUCAUAGACAUGCAUCGGCAGGCACUCAACAUCUUAGCUACCAUAACGAUAUUGGCUUUGAUUCCUUCAAACGAUGCAAGGGAUCUUCGCAAUGUCACGGAACCAAAGACGCCUCAGACCUGCAUAUCUCUGAAGGCAGGUGGCAAAGACGACACAGAGAGCAUCCAAAAGGCCCUGAACUCUUGCACGAAAGGCAAAGCUGUUGCGUUGGCCUCCGGAAAUUUCAACUCUGGGCCAUUCACCAUACCAUCAGGUGUCAGUCUUCUGGUGGACAGCGGGGUGGUUCUGAGGGCCAUACCAGAUCCUAAGUUGUACGACCGAGGUUCAGAUCUCUGCGGUACCAUAGACGACAUUGGUGAAGGGUGUAAACCUUUCAUCACAAUUUCCGGAGCCGAAGGCAGUGGAAUCUAUGGUAAGGGUACGAUCGAUGGUCAAGGUGGACAUAAAAUGAUUGGAAAUAACAUCACCUGGUGGCAUCUGGCCAGAAAUGCGUUGGCAGUACACAGGCAGCAGAACAAUCCUACGCUCGUGUACAUUGUAAACUCCACUGACAUCACCUUGUAUCAGAUAACCAUCGUGUUCUCGCCGUUCUACCACGUCCAAUCCAGCAACACCAACGGCUUCACCGUGUGGGGCGUAACCGUCAAUUCUUCCAGCAGCGCGCUCAACAGCGAUGGCAUCGACCCGACAGGGUCGAUCAACGUGACGAUCGCCCACUGCAACAUCAGCACCGGCGACGACAACAUCGCCAUCUCGUCUCUGCACGGCCCCGCGAGACACAUCUCCGUGUUCGACAACUACUUCGGCCACGGCAAUUCAAUGGCGAUAGGCAGCGGCACUCUUUAUGGCGUCAGCGAGGUGACCGUCUCCAACAUGACGAUGAACAGAGUCCGCUACGGACUGUACAUCAAGAGCGACACUUUGAACGGCGGACUGGUGGCGAACGUCACCUACGAAAACAUCUGCCUCUAUGAUUCUCCCUGGCCGAUCACUCUGACCACGAACUACUACCACAAGACGGGCAACCACACGCCAGUGUACCGAAACAUCCACUUCAACAACAUAAGGGUGCUCACCAAUGGGACAUUCACGCUGCACGGUCUCAGCAAGUCCUAUCCAAUCGAGGUCUCCUUCAACAACGUGCAUGUCGCUAAAGGUUCUAAAUGGUCCGUAAGAUACGCACAAGUGAACGGAACUUGGGAAGAUGAUGCUAGUGGCAGUUCAUGCAGUAAUCCCAGUAACUAAAUUUACCCUGGGACUAAACAAUUAAAAGGAAGGUGUGCACAUGAAGAUAAGUAAAUAAUGGUUAGUUGCAGUGACUUUUUCAAAUUCUCUUUUUUUUUUUUUCAAAUUAUAACAAACUGUAUUAUCUGCUGUGAUAAGUUCACUCACAGUUUCCAGUUAUUUGACACCUUAUAUUAUGUAAUAGCAAAAUAUUUAACUGUAGUUUAUGUAGUAAGUCAUAAGGAUAGUGCGUUGUUUUAUAUUCUUGAUUUUAUAAUGUUUGUUCUCAUGACCUUUAUAUUUCUGCAUUCCUUGUUCUGUAAAUCACAUUUUGGAAAAUUUAUUUCGAUUAAAAUAUGUGUGUACAUGAUGUCCACAACAUUAAAGAAUUUAUUUUCAUACAAUUUAUACCUAGAUCCACAUACAUACUUUAAAAGUCAAAUGUGAUAUAGUUAAUAUUAUAUAUGUCUUAAAAGCUGUACUAUUCUAAUGCCAAUAUUUAGGUCUGUACUUGUAAAAUUAAUAUAUUAAACAUAUUUUUAUGUUUUCAUGUUAUGAAGUUAUGAAUUCUUUAUUUUUAAUAAAAAAUAUUCAAAUACA
This is a messenger RNA of Bacillus rossius redtenbacheri, 1968 nucleotides long. Its product is annotated as endo-polygalacturonase-like. Gene Ontology annotation, biological process: carbohydrate metabolic process. Lineage: Eukaryota; Metazoa; Arthropoda; Insecta; Phasmatodea; Bacillidae. The record is from RefSeq and is a predicted model, not a curated record. The coding region runs from base 154 to 1389 and encodes 411 amino acids. The transcript has 2 exons. Gene Ontology annotation, molecular function: polygalacturonase activity.